AUGGGUGACUACUCGAAAGCACUUGAAUUUUACGAAAAAGCACAUAAAAUCUACGAAAAAGCUCUGCCUUCGAAUCAUCCCUUAUUGGCUACUUCCUACAACAACAUCGGUGAAGUGUAUAGAAACAUGGGUGACUACUUGAAAGCACUUGAAUUUUACGAAAAAUCACAUAAAAUUCUCGGAAAAGCUCUGCCUUCGAAUCAUCCCAAUUUGGCUAGUUCCUACAGCAACAUCGGUGAAGUGUAUAGAAACAUGGGCGACUACUCGAAAGCACUUGAAUUUCACGAAAAAUCACUUAAAAUCGAGGAAAAAGCUCUGCCUCCGAGUCAUCCCAAUUUGGCUACUUCCUACAACAACAUCGGUAUGGUGUAUUUCGGCAAAGGAGACUACUCAAAAGCACUCUCAUUCUUAGAAAAGGCACUUGCUAUCUGUCAAAAAUCACUUCCGUCAACACAUCCUCAUAUUAAAGAAACGAAAGAUAACAUUGACUAUGUAAAAAAGAAAAUGUAA
Rotaria sordida is the source of this 510-nucleotide messenger RNA. The record is from the annotation of a GenBank genome assembly. Lineage: Eukaryota; Metazoa; Rotifera; Eurotatoria; Philodinida; Philodinidae.